AUCUGGGACACGGCGGGACAGGAGCGAUUCAGGAGUGUGACGCACGCUUACUACCGAGACGCUCACGCUCUUUUGCUGCUGUACGAUGUGACAAAUAAAGCGUCUUUUGACAACAUACAGGCCUGGCUCACAGAGAUUCACGAGUUCGCUCAGCAGAACGUAGUGAUCAUGCUUCUGGGUAACAAGGCUGAUGCUACACAUGAAAGGGUUGUGAAGAGAGAGGAGGGUGAAAAACUGGCCAAGGAGUUUGGCGUUCCCUUCAUGGAGACCAGUGCUAAAUCAGGCCUGAAUGUGGAGUUGGCCUUCACUGCUGUGGCCAAGGAACUGAAGCACAGGGAGAUGAAGGAGCCUAACGAGCCAAAGUUUCAGCUGCAGGAGUAUGUUAACAAGGAGAUGAAGGGAGUCGGCUGCUGUCGCUCCUAAACCCCCCUCACUGUCUGUUUGUGUGUUUUUCCACUUUCAUCCUCUCUCGCAUAAAUUGGAUGCCGGUCAGAUAUUCUGCGGCUCUGGAGACUUUCAUUUUCAAACGCUGUGUUCGUUCUUUGGACCUCCGUGCACUUCACAGCUCACAAACAAUAGCGAAUGACACAAAGCAAACAGAGAAGCAGUCAUCAGAAUGCAAUUGGCACGUCCUUAAAUAUUUGCACCCCCAAUAAACACAGACCCACCUCUCCGAGCAGCUGUGAAUGUAUGUUCAACACUCAUGAAGUUUGAAAAAAUCAUUCAGUAGUUAGAUGUACUUUUCUGUGGCAGCUUCAAUUGAACCCAAUCAUACACCACUUUCACUGUUAAAAAUACCCACAAGUGUGUCAUAAGCACGGCUGUUCAGCACAGAGAUAAGUAUAAGUGUAAAAUCAUAAUUAACAAAGAUUUGCCUUAUUAUAACAUGGAGUUUUCUGUGGUUUCAGUCUCGUUCUGUAAACGUCUUGCAAAAUUAGUCUUGAUGCAGUUUGUAGACAUUUGUGGAAAAGUUUUAAAAUUACUUUAGUGAGAUGAUUCAUUUUUUCUUUUAAAUGUUCUUUUAUUUAUUCAAUGAAACAGGUGGCUUUUCUUGAUUUGUUUCAGCUAACCCUCAAUUAAAAGAACAUGCUGAUUUUUUUUGUCUUAUAUUAUCUUUCUGUUUUUGAAGCAUAGAUCAUGAUAGCUGUAAACUUUUUUAUUGUGUCUCUUUAAGGUUAAAUUGGCCAGACUUUCUCUAUUUUAUGUACAGUUUGACAAUUUCUCUUUUUUGUGUGCAAACCAUCACACAUUAAUCUAAAGUCCAAAGCUGAUCGAGGCUAAGGAAGCUUGUUUCUGCCACGAAAU
This is a messenger RNA of Sinocyclocheilus rhinocerous, 1305 nucleotides long. Its product is annotated as ras-related protein Rab-26-like. NCBI's taxonomy places the organism in Eukaryota, Metazoa, Chordata, Actinopteri, Cypriniformes, Cyprinidae. The annotation marks the transcript as partial. The record is from RefSeq and is a predicted model, not a curated record. Gene Ontology annotation, molecular function: GTP binding; GTPase activity. The transcript is spliced from 6 exons.